Helianthus annuus (common sunflower) is the source of this 531-nucleotide messenger RNA. RefSeq lists its product as uncharacterized. Bases 1 to 531 code for a protein of 176 amino acids. The record is from RefSeq and is a predicted model, not a curated record. NCBI's taxonomy places the organism in Eukaryota, Viridiplantae, Streptophyta, Magnoliopsida, Asterales, Asteraceae. The transcript has 2 exons.
AUGCGACAACGGCGUCGGGUAGAGUUACUCAACGAUAACGAGUGUGAUAUUCGUUAUCACCCUGGUAAAGAAAAUGUUGUUGAGGAUGCGCUCAGCAGGAAAGAGCAGGAGAAGCCUCUACGUGUGCGUGCUUUGGGCUUGACCAUACAGACGAGUUUGACUGAUCAAAUUCGUAAUGCGCAACGGGAAGCUUUGAAGGAUGAGAACCUGAGAAGAGAAGGUUUGAGAGGAUUAGAACGCGAACUGAUACCAAAAGCGGAUGAGGUGAUGUAUUUCAUGAACCGGAUUUGGGUUCCGCGUAGAGGUAACCUACAUGAACUGGUUAUGAACGAAGCUCAUAAGUCCAGAUAUUCCAUUCACCCAGGUUCUACCAAGAUGUAUCAGGAUAUCAAGGAGUUAUACUGGUGGCCGAAUAUGAAGAGAGAUAUUGCUGUUUAUGUGGGAAACAUACAAUACGGAGAAGAUAUUGCAGUUGUACCUCAACGAGAUUGUAGCCCGUCAUGGAGUACCGGUGUCAAUUAUCUCGGAUAG